This is a messenger RNA of Linderina pennispora, 1005 nucleotides long. RefSeq lists its product as uncharacterized. The record is from RefSeq and is a predicted model, not a curated record. The transcript has a single exon. NCBI's taxonomy places the organism in Eukaryota, Fungi, Kickxellomycota, Kickxellomycetes, Kickxellales, Kickxellaceae. The coding region runs from base 108 to 512 and encodes 134 amino acids.
CAUCAGUCUACCUAUUGACAUAUUCUCUCAUCCUACUAUGCUUUCAGCCUGUCCAGUUAACCACGAGCCAUUGGCUUUAUCCAAGCUUAAGGAUUCCUAUCCUACUGAUGCGGAUUUCUUCGUCAUACGUCGUCGAGAAGGGCAAACAGCCCGAUAAGGAUGGCUUUGUUGUCCAGGUCUCCGCUACGGACACCGAUUUGACACUACUUCGCAGCAAUGUCGCCAGACGCUCUUCCGAAAUCGAUACUAUCCCUGACGCAGUUGCAUUUGAGGACAGCGAAGGGAAUGCAGUUGUUUCUGUUGACCAAGUCCAGCGCAACAGGGUGAUUUAUCUUGCCCAGCCAAUAUCUGGUCGAGAAGUGACAUAUGUCCCAGGCUCUCCAGUUGUUGGGAUUGCAUUGAUGAUCAUGGACGACAUGCGUGGGCGGUACGUCGACAUUUUCGACAAGUACGAUGACACCUUCUCAUUCCACAUGUUUGGAACAAAGGGAAUCAUUACCAGAGAUCCCUGAUGUGACGAACGUGAUGAUUGACGACGGUGAAUACUUUGAAAAGUCGAUGCGCUUUCCAUGGUCUGAACUGCAUGAGCUGUCUGGAAAUGGGCUAUUCACCUCGUCCAUCAGGACCAUCCGGGACUGGAAAUUGGCACACCGCUUAGCUUGUUCCUGCAUUCUCCGCCAGCGCCAAUGAGGCUUGCAUGGGUCACAGAUGAUGGAGAAUCUCUGAGCAAGGCCUGCAAAUGGCUCGACAGCCGUAUUGGCAAGCCAUUUCGAUAUGGUGGAUUUUACUACUAGUAUCACAUUCCAGAUGAUCGGUAAUAUCGGAUUCUCUUACGACUUCAAUCCUACUUGACCCAGCUGGCACUGGUCAGCACUCGUUCACUGAGGGCAUGGACUAUUGUCUUCAGCAGAUGAACGUUCGGUUUUUCCGUACGUCGCUCUGGAAAUAUUUGCCCAUCGCUGCCAACCGCAUGUUCGCUGAGCACAUACGCAAUAUGAAGGCCAC